GAUUAGUGAAACUUCAAGUUUGAAGUUUCCUUCUUAAAACUUCAAAUUUGAAGUCUUAAAUUUUCUUUUUGGAGAGCAAAAAAAUUAUAUAUUUGAAGUUAUGGAGUUUCUUUUGGAGAUGCUUUUAUAUAUUAAUUGAGAAACAUUUUUAAGUUAUACAUUCUUAAGAAACAUAUAUAUUUUUUAAGUUGUAACGUUGACUACAAUGCUUAUAUGUAAAUAUCAUAACUCUUAUCACUAAUCAUAUUAAAAAAAAACAAUUACUUGAAAAUAUUACACGACUUCCAUCAUAUAUAAUAAAAUGGACCGCUCAUUAAUCAAAUGCUCAAAAAAGUUUUUUUUCUCAUUCUUUCUUUAAAUAAAUGCUACUAAAUUACCUAAUGUGAUUUACAAUUAAUAUUAAGUUAAUGAUACUGAACAAUAAAGAUUUGAUAACAAUUUAUAUUAUUAAAAUAAAUUUUAAAAUCAUAUUAAUCAUAUACUAAACUUUUUCUGUUGCAUAUGUUACAUUUAAAUAUUUGAAAACGAUUAUAAUUAAACUACCAAAGCUGUCAAAAGUCUCAUAUAAAAAAUUGUGAUCAGUAAUUUAAAAAUUUUGUUAUAGAAAGAUACAAAUGAUCAUAAAUCCAUACGAAGAUUAAGCAUAAUUUAAUAGAUACUAUUAAAUAUUCAUACUAAAAUCUUCUGUCUAUCUAUUUACACAUCAGUUAAAUUUAACUAUCUACCAUAUAAAAUUUUAUAAAUGAUGACAACAAAAAUUGAUAAAUAUUUUAGUUAAAUUUUUUAAAUAUAUAUCAUAUGUUAAUUGAUAAAAAUUCAAACACUUUUAUAAAUUUAACUUGAUCAAAUCAUAAAAAUAUAUUUUACAUAUCUUUUGUUAUUAUUUAAUACAUGUUUUAUAAAAUAUCCCAUUCUAGGUGCGUGGAUUGUUUUUUUUUUAUAACUAAAAAAGUGUUUUCACCUCUUUGCCGGAAACCCAAGCAUUGUAAAUAGUCUCUCCCACCGUGAAUUGAAUCCAAGUGGCGAAAGUUACAACCGCAACCCCUUUACCACUAGGCCAACUCAACGUUAUAUGAAAUGAUUGCAAGAUUCCGUAGGAAAGUAUUACUAUUGUAUAGGAUAAAGGCUGAAUCCAACAUGCAGGAAUACCAUGCACAUGAGCAAAGGCGCAUUUAAUUUAGGGAUUACUUGUCGUCUAGUUUUUUUUUGUCUUAUUGAUUGAGACCAAAUGUUGAGUUCAAUAUUUCCAAUUUUGAACUACUAUUAUAUUUACUUAAACAAGAUACUAGAUUAGUAUAAAUCCCAAACUCCUCUACAAAAUGCUGGAAACAAAAAAUGGAACCAAAUUAUUGUGAAGAAAAACAAAUGUACACUAACUAGACUUGAAACUUGCUUAUAUAAAGACUUAAGGACCACAUUUGUUUCCCCAUCUCCUCAACAACAAAACUCAGAACAAGACAACAAAAACACAAAAACUCUCCCCUAAAAGAUGGCGAUAAUUUGCACAACACCAACGACAUCUCCUGCAGAGAAAGAACAAGAACCAAAACAAGAUCUUGAAAACGACCAAACUCCUCCCUUAAUCUUCAACCCUUCUCUUCUUAACGUCCAAUCUCAAAUCCCAAACCAAUUCAUUUGGCCUGACAAAGAGAAACCUUCAAUUGACAUUCCCGAGCUCAACGUCCCUUUCAUCGAUCUUUCGAGCCAAGACACAACUCUAGAGGCUUCUAGACUCAUCGCAGAAGCUUGCACCAAACACGGUUUCUUCCUCGUCGUCAAUCAUGGAGUCAGCGAGUCGCUCAUAUCCGAUGCUCACCGUUACAUGGAAAGUUUCUUCGACAUGCCUCUCGCCGGGAAACAGAGAGCCCAAAGAAAACCUGGUGAGAGCUGGGGCUACGCCAGUAGCUUCACCGGAAGAUUCUCCACCAAGCUCCCAUGGAAGGAGACUCUCUCUUUCCCGUUUUCCAACGAAAUAAGUGGAUCAAGAACCGUUCAAGAUUACUUCUCCGGUACAUUAGGACAAGAGUUUGAACAGUUUGGGAGGGUGUAUCAAAACUACUGUGAAGCAAUGAGCAGCCUGUCACUCGAAAUCAUGGAGCUUCUUGGUCUUAGUUUAGGCAUAAAGACAGAUCAUUUCAGGGAAUUUUUUGAGGAGAAUGAUUCGAUAAUGAGGCUAAAUCAUUAUCCUCCAUGCCAAACACCAGAUCUCACAUUAGGUACAGGACCACAUUGUGAUCCAAGCUCUUUGACUAUUCUUCACCAAGACCAAGUCAAUGGCCUUCAAGUCUUUGUUGAAAAUCAAUGGCAAUCCAUUCUCCCCAAUCCUAAAGCUUUCGUCGUCAAUAUUGGUGACACUUUCAUGGCUCUAUCGAACGGGAUAUUCAAGAGUUGUUUGCAUAGAGCGGUUGUGAACAGAGAGAGCGCGAGGACAUCAAUGGCUUUUUUCUUGUGUCCAAAGAAAGACAAAGUUGUGAAGCCACCAAGUAAGAUUUUGGAGAAGAUGACACCAAGAAGAUACCCUGAUUUUACUUGGCCUAUGUUCCUUGAGUUCACUCAAAAGCAUUACCGAGCAGAUGUCAAUACUCUCGAUUCCUUUACAAAUUGGAUCAUUACCAACAAAUUCACCGUCUAAGAAACCAAGUUACCAUCGAAAUCAAUAUUCAUUCUUAGUUACUGGCUCUUUUGUUCUCAUGGUGAAAUGCAUUCCCAUGGUUUCAAAUUUCAAAACGUUUGUAUAUUUUUCCAAGAAUCACAGUGUGGAAUAUGAAUGCUUGUUAAACCAAAAACCUAAA
Brassica rapa (field mustard) is the source of this 2792-nucleotide messenger RNA. RefSeq names its product gibberellin 20 oxidase 2. The record is from RefSeq and is a predicted model, not a curated record. NCBI's taxonomy places the organism in Eukaryota, Viridiplantae, Streptophyta, Magnoliopsida, Brassicales, Brassicaceae.